This is a messenger RNA of Durusdinium trenchii, 606 nucleotides long. NCBI's taxonomy places the organism in Eukaryota, Dinophyceae, Suessiales, Symbiodiniaceae. The record is from the annotation of a GenBank genome assembly.
AUGGGUCGUGCGGUGUUCCAUCGCUUGUUUCAGACCCUGACCAAGGCGCCGGUGCCGAAGCAACGGCGGCUGAAGCGGCGGCGCGUCUUUGAGGACUCGGAGGAUGAAGUGGAGGUGCCCAAAGCGGUUCCCGUCAUGGAGCUUCGCCAGGAGGGUCCUCCCGGUGAGGAAGCCUUUCGACAAGUCCGGGUCACGUCGCCCGAGCUCCAAAACUCUCGGGUCUUGGGGCUGGAUGCCGCGGUGCAGCAGGGCACGGCGGAUCAACUGCUGAAGCAGGUGGAGGAGGAAAUGAGGAAAAGUACCUUCGCGGCCUGGGAUGAGACCUUUGCGCGGCCCAGCCGCGCUUCUGCGGACCAGGCGAAGGCGGAGACGAUGCCGGAGGAGAAGGAGGAGCUGCCAGAGCUGCAGCCGAUCAAGCUGCCUGACCCGCCUGCGGCGCCUCCUGAGCGGACGGACCGACCGGCCUUUGAUGUACGAGGAGAUGGAGAUGUCCGCCGACGAAUGCGCGCGGAAAAAAAAGAGAGAGCGGAGGGGCUGCUUGGGUGUUUGAACGGACGGGGUUGCUUGGUUCUGGUCCUUGGUGGAGGGGGUCCUUGCUCCUGGUGA